Mandrillus leucophaeus (drill) is the source of this 1448-nucleotide messenger RNA. It is a transcript of the gene KCTD13, whose product is annotated as potassium channel tetramerization domain containing 13. Lineage: Eukaryota; Metazoa; Chordata; Mammalia; Primates; Cercopithecidae. Gene Ontology annotation, molecular function: ubiquitin-protein transferase activity. Gene Ontology annotation, biological process: protein ubiquitination; negative regulation of Rho protein signal transduction; protein homooligomerization. Bases 121 to 918 code for a protein of 265 amino acids. The transcript is spliced from 7 exons. The record is from RefSeq and is a predicted model, not a curated record. Gene Ontology annotation, cellular component: Cul3-RING ubiquitin ligase complex.
GGUGCGAGCGAGAUGGGGCGGAGGGCCGGUCUGUCUGAGUAGAGGCGCAAAUACGUGAAGCUGAACGUGGGCGGCUCGCUGCACUACACCACGCUGCGCACCCUCACGGGACAGGACACCAUGCUGAAGGCCAUGUUCAGCGGCCGCGUGGAGGUGCUGACCGAUGCCGGAGGUUGGGUGCUGAUUGACCGGAGCGGCCGCCACUUUGGUACAAUCCUCAAUUACCUGCGGGAUGGGUCUGUGCCACUGCCGGAGAGUACCAGAGAACUGGGGGAGCUACUGGGCGAAGCACGCUACUACCUGGUGCAGGGCCUGAUUGAGGACUGCCAGCUGGCACUGCAGCAAAAAAGGGAGACGCUGUCCCCGCUGUGCCUCAUCCCCACGGUGACAUCUCCCCGGGAGGAGCAGCAGCUCCUGGCCAGCACCUCCAAGCCCGUGGUGAAGCUCCUGCACAACCGCAGUAACAACAAGUACUCCUACACCAGCACUUCAGAUGACAACCUACUUAAGAACAUCGAGCUGUUUGACAAGCUGGCCCUGCGCUUCCACGGGCGGCUGCUCUUCCUCAAGGAUGUCCUGGGGGACGAGAUCUGCUGCUGGUCUUUCUACGGGCAGGGCCGCAAAAUCGCCGAGGUGUGCUGUACCUCCAUUGUCUAUGCUACGGAGAAGAAGCAGACCAAGGUGGAAUUUCCAGAAGCCCGGAUCUUUGAGGAGACCCUGAACAUCCUGAUCUACGAGACUCCCCGGGGCCCAGACCCAGCCCUCCUGGAGGCCACAGGGGGAGCAGCUGGAGCUGGUGGGGCUGGCCGCGGGGAGGAUGAAGAGAACCGAGAGCACCGUGUCCGGAGGAUCCAUGUCCGGCGGCACAUCACUCACGAUGAGCGUCCUCAUGGCCAACAAAUUGUCUUCAAGGACUGACCUCUGACCCUCCCCCUGCCUUCCUCUUGCCUUGGGGCCCAGUCCCUCUCUCUUUCCCUCCCCUUCCCAGACCUUUGCCCCGGCUCUGCUGGCCAAGUCGUGGGUCCUCCUCUGUCCCUUCAUUGCAUGGCACAGCUCACUUUGGCCCUUCUCCAUCCAUCCCGACCCCAUUGCUAACAACAUGGUACAUUCCGGCCCCGCCACUCAGAGCCUUCCGAGGCCAACACUUGUCCCUAUCCUGGCCCUGCGUCCUUCCCUCUCCAGCUGGUUAAGAGGGAUUUAGAAUUCCCUUUCUCUUUUUUCAGUGCAUCGUCCAUGCCAAAGUGUGCGGCCCUUCCUAACAUCACCGCAGUCUGAGCCGCCUCCCACAUCGUGCAGGGUAGUCCGCACCCUCCUCCCCACCAUCCUCCCUACCUCCUUAACUUUGUACUAGACUGGCCUGGGCCUGCCCAGCUCAGCGUUCUCAGUCCGUUUCAUAUUAUUUAUUAUUUUAAUUUUCUAUUAAAUUAUUGAAAUGAGUUGAGGAACUG